Danio aesculapii is the source of this 567-nucleotide messenger RNA. Its product is annotated as gamma-crystallin M2-like. The record is from RefSeq and is a predicted model, not a curated record. The transcript is spliced from 2 exons. Gene Ontology annotation, molecular function: structural constituent of eye lens. Gene Ontology annotation, biological process: visual perception; lens development in camera-type eye. Bases 1 to 567 code for a protein of 188 amino acids. NCBI's taxonomy places the organism in Eukaryota, Metazoa, Chordata, Actinopteri, Cypriniformes, Danionidae.
AUGGAGGUACUAGUUGUUUUUGUGGCUAAAUUACUAACGUUGUCUUUUCAGGUCAUCUUCUACGAGGAAAGGAACUUCCAGGGUCGCUCUUAUGAGUGCACUGGAGACUGCGCUGACAUGUCCCCUUACAUGAGCCGCUGUCACUCUUGCAGAGUGGAGAGCGGCUGCUUCAUGAUGUAUGAUCGUUCCAACUACAUGGGAAAUCAGUAUUUCUUCAGGAGGGGAGACUAUGAUGAUUACAUGUCUAUGUUUGGAAUGAAUGACUGCAUCAGGUCCUGCCGUAUGAUCCCUAUGCACAGGGGAUCCUACAGAAUGAAGAUCUAUGAGAGGGAGAACUUUGGAGGUCAGAUGUACGAGAUGAUGGAUGACUGUGACAGCAUCCAGGACCGUUACCGAAUGUCUCACUGCCAGUCCUGCCAUGUGAUGGAUGGCCAUUGGCUCAUGUUUGAGCAGCCCCACUACAGAGGCAGGAUGUGGUAUUUUAGGCCUGGAGAGUACAGAAGCUUCAGAGAUAUGGGAGGCAUGAGAUUCAUGAGCAUGAGGCGGAUUAUGGAUUCAUGUUACUAA